Molecule: messenger RNA, 1716 nt
Organism: Penicillium paradoxum
Lineage: Eukaryota; Fungi; Ascomycota; Eurotiomycetes; Eurotiales; Aspergillaceae
Exons: 6
Coding region: 1-1716 (571 amino acids)
Cellular component (GO): cytoplasm
Molecular function (GO): protein binding
Source: RefSeq, a predicted model, not a curated record
AUGCACGUCAACAAAAGGAUCGGCCGAUUCAAACAAUGGGCCGGAGAGCGCAUGGGUGGAGAGGCCAAGACCUGUCUCUCAGAUGAUUUCAAGGCAAUGGAGACGGAGAUGGGUGUGCGACAGGAAGGCGUUGACCGCAUUCAUAAAUCCAUGACCUCUUAUGUGAAGGCUCUCUCGAAGCGCAAUGAAGGAGACGAUAAAGAGAAGACCCUGCCGAUUGCCCAUUUAGGAGGCAGCAUGGUGGCCCACGGCGAAGACUACGAUGGGCACUCGGAAUACGGACAAUGUCUAAUCAUGUUCGGGCGCACUGAGGAGCGCAUUGCGCGUAUCCAAGAAAGCUAUAUCGCGCAGGCGACCUCGAGCUGGCUCGAGUCUCUGGAACGAUCUUUGACUCAGAUGAAAGACUUGCAGCAUGCGCGCAAGAAGCUCGACAGCCGACGACUGGCAUACGAUACUUCUCUUUCAAAGAUGGAGAAGGCCAAGAGGGAGGAUUUCCGUGUGGAGGAGGAGCUGCGCUCCCAAAAAGUCAAGUAUGAAGAAGCCAGCGACGAUGUGUUGCGUCGCAUGCAGGAUAUCAAAGAAGCCGAGACCGACAACGUUAUGGACAUGCAGGCGUUCUUGGAUGCCCAACUUGAAUACCAUGAACGGUCUCGUGAGGCUCUUCUGCAGCUCAAGAAUGAAUGGGCUGGGCCCAGUCAAGCACAGGCACCUCCCCGUCGUCCGAUCCGUCCUCGUUCCAACACCGCCCAUUCGUACCAGGAGCGCUAUGAACCAUUGCAGGAAGAGUUGAUGAACGCCACGGAAACUCGACCUUCCAUCCGAUCCACUAGAACUUUGACGCCGUACGAGUCGCCCCCGAAAGACAGCUACGUGAAUACCAAUGGGGUGUCACGUCCGGUUCUUAACAGAGUUCCCACCUUUGAAGGACCUGCUCAGCUGCGACAAGAACAAGCCCCAGUUGCAUCGCAGUGGAUACAGCAGCGAACUGCCAGCGAGAAUAUGGGCGCGUUUGGACGUCGAAGCAGCACUCAAGUUGGCAGCGGUCGCAUCUCGGCUGAUCCUUACGCAGACUCGGAGGAAGUCAGCUCAUAUGGCCGUUCGAGCCCCGAGCGGAUGUUUGGGGGUGGCAGAUCGAUAUCUCCCGCAACAUCCCACGGCAGCGUGCCAUCCCGCAGACCCAGCACAAACAACCUGAACAGUCUUGGAUCGAAGAAGGCUCCUCCACCUCCUCCCCCUUCUCGUGCAAAGAAGCCCCCUCCACCUCCUCCGGUCAAGCGGUCUCUUCUCGCUGCACCAAAUGCGCUGUUGUCAGUCCUUUGCUCUGAGCACCCAGAUUUCCCCGAGCCUGUCGCGCAACUCCGUCCCCUCCCCAUCUCCAUUUUCAUCCAUCCACUUUUUGAACGCGCCAUCCCAACGCGCUUUCACCUUUGGAGUUCCCUCCCCACCUUGUUUUACCCUGGGAACUCGCCUUUUUACUCGCUUUCUUUGACUCCCUUGUCCCUGAAAGUACCCGCUCUCCACAUCGCAUCGCCGGAAGCUCCGACCACGGGCCCAAACAUCACGCUUUCCAUCGCCAAGCAUCCUAUCCCGUCGCCCACUGGUCGCAUUCACGGCAAGCAAGCUCACCCAUACGGUCGCCGCCCCUCUAUUUCGACCGCGACUGCCCUCUCUCUUGCCGGCGCGACCUCGCAAUUGAGGACCAAGUGGAGACCGUGA